Messenger RNA from Lampris incognitus (smalleye Pacific opah), 2468 nucleotides. RefSeq names its product carbonic anhydrase (gene cahz). The record is from RefSeq and is a predicted model, not a curated record. The transcript is spliced from 7 exons. Gene Ontology annotation, biological process: carbon dioxide transport. The coding region runs from base 125 to 907 and encodes 260 amino acids. Gene Ontology annotation, molecular function: carbonate dehydratase activity; zinc ion binding. Gene Ontology annotation, cellular component: cytoplasm. NCBI's taxonomy places the organism in Eukaryota, Metazoa, Chordata, Actinopteri, Lampriformes, Lampridae.
ACGACUGCCCUGACCGCGCCACUAGUCACCGCUUUCUUCAAGCUCCAGCUCUUCCCCACAGUGUGGUCCUGUUGUCGUUGCUGUUCUCUGUGGGCUGCAGUAGGAGCAUCAGCUGAGCGCCGCCAUGUCUCACGGAUGGGGAUACGACCCAACUAACGGACCAGACAAGUGGGCCGAAAACUAUCCUGUAGCUAACGGGCCCAGACAGUCUCCCAUCAACAUCGUCCCUGCCGAGGCCCAGUAUGACUCCUCUCUGAAGGCCCUGAAAGUCAGAUAUGACCCCAAAAACUCUGGCAACAUUCUGAACAACGGACACUCCUUCCAGGUGGACUUUGUCGAUGAUGGAGAUACUUCCACCCUUACCGGAGGCCCCAUCGCUGGAACCUACCGCCUGAAGCAGUUCCACUUCCACUGGGGCGCCAGCAACGACCGCGGCUCCGAGCACACCGUCAACGGAGAGAAGUUCCCCUGCGAGCUCCAUCUGGUCCACUGGAACACCAAGUACCCCACCUUUGCAGAAGCCGUCAGUCAGCCGGACGGACUGGCUGUGAUCGGGAUCUUUCUCAAGCUUGGUGGUGCAAACCCCAGGCUGCAGAAAGUUCUGGAUGCCCUGGCUGCCAUCAAGUCAAAGGGCAAGCAGACCGUCUUUGCUAACUUUGAUCCCAGAACCAUGUUCCCUGGUUCUCUGGCUUACUGGACCUACGAUGGCUCCCUCACCACCCCCCCUUUGCUGGAGAGCGUCACUUGGAUUGUUCUCAAGGAGCCAAUCAGUGUCAGCCCUGCCCAGAUGGCGAUGUUCCGCAGCCUCCUGUUCAGCGGCGAGGGAGAGCCGGCAUGCAGCAUGGUGGACAACUACCGGCCUCCUCAGCCUCUGAAGGGCCGCAAGGUCCGCGCCUCCUUCAAGUGAAGAAGCCUUGCUCCUCACGCCUGCCCUUCAGCCUCCACAACUGUCCUCCUGCCACAGCUCGUCUACCACUGUUUCCCACAUACCAAUUUACUAUACUCCAUCUUACUAUACUCCAUCUUACAGUACAUCUUACAAUACGACAUCUUACUAUACUCCCAGCAUGACUCCUGUAGUGAUGUAGGUCAGGGUGUGCGUUAUAUGAGGAACUCCUGGUCUUCCUAUAAACCACAGUGAUUGGUUAAUCCAGGCGGUUUUGAUCAUUUAUUGAUGUCACCUAUGGAAUUGACGUCAGCAUGGGAAUAUGUCAUUGCAGUGAUGGAUGCAGGUUUUAGAAAGGUUAACGUGUCACCCUCCUAACAACAGGACCAACGUGGUUUAAAGUCAUGGUCCUCCGUGAUUACAAGACUCCUCUUCUCAUCUUUCUGGUCUCAUAAUGAGAUGCCUUCUACACUUCUACAAAGCACUUCACUGUCCCAGUCAAAACAGGUUUGGUGUGCGAAGUCUACUUCUGUGUGCCAGUUUAACCUGCAGUUGUGUGUUUGUUGAGAAGCACAGCAGGAGUCAUGACGUAGGCAGGUGGGUUUUAAGAAGACAGAGUGACUGUUUAGACACUGUUGCUCUCACACCUGUUGUGAGACCAACUGGUGCAACUGGUACACCGAACCUGUCAUACUGCCUAUGCUCACAUCCCUUAAUCCCUCCCUCCAUCCCUGUCUCUCCUUAUCUCUUGCUUUCUCUCCAUCGUUCUCUCCAUCAUUCUCUCCAUCUUUCUCUCCACCAUUCGCCCCAUCAUUCUCCAUCUUUCUCUACUCUGCCCCUUUGAGCUACAAUCUCCUGUGAUGACGUCACUGGCAGAUGACGGCUCAUGUGGUCUUCCCCGGUGGCACGUCAACGUUAGCAGCACAUGCAACACGUGGUGGAGUGGAUGUAAGGGCUGGUUUUAUUUCAUGUUCCUGUUUGCGUUUUAUAAAGCUCUUCUUCGUAGGAAUAAAAGACAGUAGGCCUCGUUCCAUAUCCCAUCCCUCAUGCUUCUUCCUGCAUCCCGCCAUGUCCUGGCCGAGAGAGCUGGUGCUCCCAUAUUAACUCUGCUUCAUUCUGUCGUGUUGACACUGGAGGAUUUUUCUAUUGCAUUUACAGAUUUACAGUUUGGACAUAACAUAGUUCAGUGGUGUGCACGGCUUUUCUAAGUGGCUGCUGCCUGGCAGGUGGUGUUUCUAUGCAAGUUCAUUUUUAGAGCCUUGAAAUAUCAAAACCAUUGCUACAUAUUUACAGCCAAUUACAGUUAUGUAACAAGCUAGUUUCUUUAUUUAUGUAGUUUAUUUAGGUAUAAUAAGCUAGUUUAAUCAGCAGAUGCCAAGUUUUUAAUUGUAACUAUAACAGCUGAGCUCCCUACCACCCAGAGUGCGUAAGACGGUGUGUUCUUGUCAGAGGAGCGCGUGUUCCACAUCACGCUGAGCAGACAGGGUUGGAUUUUAGCGAUUGAAUGAAGAGUCCUUUCAGCUUUUUACACAUAAUGUUAUUCUUGUAUGCAUAUCCAUGAAAUCAAAUAAAGUGGCUUUUA